CUAAAUAUGUUCCAUAUCUGAAGGAUGAAAUGGAAGUACCUGUAACUCCUCCAUGCAGACAACAAAGAUCAUGGGUUAAUUUUCUGUGGACAGGACUUCAAGAAGAGCCUAUUCCUCUAUCUGGUAACAGUAUUUUGAUUACAGAGCCCUCUAGGGAAUACUUAGAAUCUUUGGUAUGGCAGUCAGAGAAGUAUCAGGAUAAUAUGAACUCUCUUUUGCUUGUCGGGCAUCCGACUGUUAAACUUGCCUAUCAGCGUCAUUCGCUUACAGAACUGAACAAAAUACUACCAAUUGACAUAGAAGGACCAGUGCUUAGCUCACUAGAGGAGGGCUGGUGGCUUCAUUUGGGUUUAGAUCCAGUCUCCAUAGAAACUUUGGAGCAAUUGAAUAUGGAUGCCAGUAAUGCAAACAAUUUGCUUCCUACAGAACUAGAAACAUUCACAAAAUUUACAUCAUAUGAGUUGGAAAGAUGGCUUGAAGACAAGAAUUCUGUGACAGACCAGGAGCUGUUUUCUGCUGAAGGACAUAGGUCAGACAAAGUAAUUAAGCUUUACAUGUCACCACAGACUCAAAGGCAGUGCUUUGCCCUGCAUAUGGGUACUGCAUCAUCUGCCAAAAUUCAGAAUACAAAUACAUCUAUGGAAGAGCUUACUGGAGGAAGCAUAAAAAAGAAUAAGGUAGAAGAGGUGGUUUAUUUCUUAAAUGAAGAAAAGAAAAACCCCAAAUCAUCUGACUCGUUCAGCUGUAAAGAUGUGUCUUCUAAACCAGACAACUUAUCCAGUAGUCAAAAGCCUGCAUCAUUUACACUUGCUACAAAAUGGGACGAUGAUUCUGAUCUGAGCAACUUUAUCAUGCUGAGAUCUAAACAUACACUCACUCAAAGAAAGGAAGAAAAUUAUGUAGAUAGUCCUGGAAAAGUGCUACAACCUGAAGAACAGCAUAUACAUGUUCAUAAACAGGACAAUUCUGUUUGUGAGAACGUAAGAAUACAGGAAAAAGAAGAAGAGGAGGAGGACAAUGUCACAGUCGAUAUUCAAGCAUCAGAAAGUCAGUGCCAGGCAUACUGCCUCUUGGAAGAAGCAGCCACUCCUGUUCUAAAAGAUUUGACACAUCUGAGUGUACUUGCUUCUGUAAAGUGGAAUUUUGACAGUGUUAAAUUUGAUCAUACAAGGUUUUUCUUAAAACAGCAAGAGAAAGUGAUACAUGAUCAUUUUAAAGAAGGUAAAAUAGAUGAGAAGGAGAUCAUGCUGUUCAGAUAUGCUGCUCUGGUGCACCUGCUGGUGACGGUUCGAGAUCUUCUUUUAGCAUGUGGCUUGGACACAGCACUAGAUUAUUUGUCCAAGGCAAAGGAUAUCUAUAAAAACAUCUUAGAAUCCUGUUUGAAUAACAUCUGGAGGCAGUUGAAGAUUGUACAGUACAGCAGCCAGAAAAAACAUGAAACAAAUCCCAAAAUAACAGAGCUUCAGUCUCAAAUGUUAAAUUGGAUGCAAAGUUAUGGAGAGGAACACAGUGUUAAGAUACUAAUCAUAGCAAGGAUGGACUCUGAAAGAGAAAAAGCUGCCCUCAUUCACACUUUAUCUAGAGUAGAAGGUUUAAAAGCUGUGGAUUUGAAUUCAGAGAAAAAAAGAACCUUUUUAGAUUGUAAAUAUAUCAUAAGCAAUAGAUAUUCCUGUGUUAUUGUACAUAAUCAGCAAAUUGGAGCUGACUUCCCUUGGACACAUUUCUCAUUAGUAAUGGAAUAUGAUUAUUCUGAAAACUCUUGCUGGAAAAAUCUGUGCAAAAAUCUGAAUGUUACUUACAUGACUUUUAAAACCACCCUUCCUGAAACAAUGCAAAUGGGGAAUCACUGUGGUUCUUUUCUUCUGGAGGUACAGAUUCCAUAUGUAUUUGUGACAACUGAAGGUCUUCUUAAUAUGCCAGAUAUUCUUCAGCUUUUGGAAUCCAAGUACAGCAUUACCUUUGUUGAAAGAAGCAGUAGUUACUCCUUAAGGCUUUUUGGAAGUACGGAUCGAUACGUUGUGUUGACAAUAGAUGAAUCUACUGCUAUCUUUUUGCAGUGUAUGGAAGAACUACAUUAUGAGAAAUCCUGUGAUGAUGUAAUAUCAAAGCUGAUGGCAUUAUCGCUCCAAUAUACGUGCUGUUGGAUUGUUUUCUAUUCCAGAGGAAGAGUGAGUUUGGAGUACAGUCUCAGGGGAGAUACUCUGCUUAACCUUGCUUUAAUUUAUGCCACUCUAAUUGGACUUACACAAAAGUCAGAAGUCUUUGAAGUGAAGGUAGUUCUUAUGCCAGGGAUUGAAGAGACAGCACUGAUAAUUCGUCACAUUACUGACAACAUUUUGAUAGCAUCUAAUGUCAAUCCUCAUGAGUGGUUGGACAAAUCCUGGCUUUCUGUCUUGCCAUCUGAGACAGAGAAAUGCCUGCUUACUUUUCCAUCUAUCAACCCUCUGGUUGCUCAGUUUAUGUUAAAGAAGGGAUCUUCGCUGAACAGAUUGUUUCUUGCAAGCUUUGAUCAACUUCAGGAACUUCUGCCAGAAGUUCCAAAAAAAGUUUUAAAGCAUUUUAGUGACAUGACGUCUUUAUACAGGCUAAAUGCUGCUGCUCCACUAGAAACAGCAGUGAAAGGUGCAUCAUACCCAGAAAAACAGAAUAACUUCAGCACAUUCUAUCCAGAUUAUAAACAAAAUCAUCAGUCUUUACAGCUGCUUGGCAAGGCACAAAACACCACAGGAACAUCUGAUAUGAGUUCUGAAGCCUUAAUUCCGCCAUUGAAUCAUCAUCAGUGUUUUUUUGACUCUAAUCUUCCAAGCUAUAUACAAAAGAAAUCAUGUUCUUCAGAAGUAAUUAGGAGGACGAAGCAGAAUUUCUUUGCUGUGCCAAAGGACUGUGAAGAUUUUGCUCACCUCAAUGUUACGAAUUCUCUUCGUGUUCAAAGACAGCCUUUAUGGACACACUAUGACUCUCAUCAUUCUUCCAAAAACUCUGAAAAAGAGGAUUUCUUUGCAACUUCUAGCCACUGUGCAUCUCAGGAGAGCUCUAAGAGUUUUCUAAAAGAAUUUAGGGACACAACAUUUAAGAGCGCAGAAAUUCUGAUUGACCAGACCCCAUGGAAUGAUUCUGCAUCCACAGGCCCAUGUGAUUCAUUUGCACCUGAUGAUUUUCUCUCUCAUUUAUUUGUUGACCCAUAUGAGCUUCAGGGUCUGAAUUUUCACCAAAUAGGUAGAGAAUAUAAAGGAAAGAUAAAACGAAGUCCACCAUUCUUAUGGACAAAAGAAAAAAAUACAACAGAUUCAGGAUUUGCAGAAGUACCAGAGUUCAAAAAAAGGAGACUGACAUAUGAAAGAGUCCCUGGAAGAAGUGAUGGACAAACACGUCUUAAAUUCUUUUGA
Cariama cristata (Red-legged seriema) is the source of this 3386-nucleotide messenger RNA. RefSeq names its product chromosome unknown open reading frame, human C9orf84 (gene SHOC1). Gene Ontology annotation, molecular function: ATP hydrolysis activity; single-stranded DNA binding. Lineage: Eukaryota; Metazoa; Chordata; Aves; Cariamiformes; Cariamidae. The annotation marks the transcript as partial. Gene Ontology annotation, cellular component: condensed nuclear chromosome. The transcript is spliced from 20 exons. Gene Ontology annotation, biological process: resolution of meiotic recombination intermediates. The record is from RefSeq and is a predicted model, not a curated record.